Molecule: messenger RNA, 1772 nt
Organism: Jaculus jaculus (lesser Egyptian jerboa)
Lineage: Eukaryota; Metazoa; Chordata; Mammalia; Rodentia; Dipodidae
Gene: Kdelr2
Product: KDEL endoplasmic reticulum protein retention receptor 2
Exons: 5
Coding region: 114-752 (212 amino acids)
Biological process (GO): endoplasmic reticulum to Golgi vesicle-mediated transport; protein retention in ER lumen
Cellular component (GO): endoplasmic reticulum; membrane; cis-Golgi network
Molecular function (GO): ER lumen protein retrieval receptor activity
Source: RefSeq, a predicted model, not a curated record
GUCGCGCCCGCUCUCGCCAUCUUCGCCGCUUCCUCUCCCGGCGGCCGUCUCCUCCUGAGCCUCCCGAGCCCCGGGGCCGUCGUGCCGCGUCGCUCCGACCUCUAGCCGCCGCCAUGAACAUUUUCCGGUUGACCGGGGACUUGUCCCACCUGGCGGCCAUCGUCAUCCUACUGCUGAAGAUCUGGAAGACGCGUUCCUGUGCCGGCAUUUCUGGGAAAAGUCAGCUUCUGUUUGCACUGGUCUUCACAACUCGUUACCUGGAUCUUUUUACUUCAUUUAUUUCAUUAUAUAAUACGUCUAUGAAGCUCAUCUACAUCGCCUGCUCCUAUGCCACAGUGUACCUGAUCUACAUGAAAUUUAAGGCCACCUACGAUGGAAAUCAUGAUACCUUCCGAGUGGAGUUCCUGGUUGUUCCUGUGGGAGGCCUCUCAUUUCUAGUCAACCAUGACUUCUCUCCUCUUGAGAUUCUGUGGACCUUCUCCAUCUACCUUGAGUCAGUGGCCAUCCUUCCCCAGCUGUUUAUGAUCAGCAAGACUGGCGAGGCCGAGACCAUCACUACCCACUACCUGUUUUUCCUGGGGCUCUACCGGGCUUUGUAUCUGGUCAACUGGAUCUGGCGCUUCUACUUUGAGGGUUUCUUCGACCUCAUCGCCGUGGUGGCUGGGGCGGUGCAGACUAUUCUCUACUGCGACUUCUUCUACUUGUACAUCACAAAAGUUCUCAAGGGAAAGAAGCUCAGUUUGCCCGCGUAAGUGCCAAAGACCAUCAGUGUCUGUCCUUCAGGUGCUCGGACAGAAUCCUGACCACAGCACAGGCAGGAGACGCUUGAUGCGGAAAAGCAGAAACUGCUCUGCUGCAGACAGUCACAGUGGCUCUGUGAGAGCAGAGGGAAAGAACCAGAAGGUUUCUGUUCAAUGCAUCUUGCCUUAUCUUUUUUUAUUACAAUGUACAAAGAUUUUUUUACACAAAGAAACUUAAUGCUGUAUUAAUAAAUUCAGCGUGUAGGUAAUUGGAAUAGUUCCAAAAGUGAUGGUUUUGUGCAGAAUAUGUGCAAACUUUUAUUUUAAAAAAAAUUGUUGAGAUUGUUGAUUCUUUGUGUCUACAAUCGAAUUGUACUCCCUGAUAGUUGAGAUUAUAUAGUCAACCAUUUAUCAAAUUUGCAUUCUACCAUAUUUAUUUUUUGCCAAAAGAUGGGUUGUAUGUGUUUGAAAUCAAACAGAAAAAUAAUUGGUUUGAGACACUAUACUCAGUUUGGUGUUUCUGUUCUGAAUUUAUUCCUACCUGCCAUGGAAACCCUUCCUUGGACGCCAGAACACUACAGUAGACUUGCAAGUCUUCCAGUUUUCAUUACCAAAAUUUUAAGGGUCUCAAUGUAGGUGGGAUGUCAGCUAAGGUCACCAAAGGUGCCUGUUCUCAUCCCCUGCUAGGAAGUGUCUGUUUGAGACUGUCCUGAAGGUGCUGACGAUUUCCCGGGCGGGAUUUGGGGCCAUGUGAGUGCAAUGGGGAGGGGGCUAAAACAUCACUCUGGUACAGGACUCUGCUCCUUUGUGGAAUGGAACACAAAUAUCAUUUUGCAAAUCAAAAAGAUCACUAUAACCAUGUCUGUGCUCAGAUUUCAGUUGUUUUUCAUACCACUUCUGGGAGAUAAAAUGAUUUACGGUAUUUUUAAUUGGCAGCACCAAUUAUUAUUCCCUCCCCUCUUUUUUUUUAACUGAGCUCUUGCAUGAUUUACCUUGUGUUACCUUCCUAAAUAAACAUUUUAUUAAACAGGA